This is a messenger RNA of Sphaerodactylus townsendi, 1173 nucleotides long. RefSeq names its product alkB homolog 4, lysine demethylase (gene ALKBH4). The record is from RefSeq and is a predicted model, not a curated record. Gene Ontology annotation, cellular component: midbody; contractile ring. Bases 1 to 1029 code for a protein of 342 amino acids. Lineage: Eukaryota; Metazoa; Chordata; Lepidosauria; Squamata; Sphaerodactylidae. Gene Ontology annotation, molecular function: actin binding; demethylase activity; oxidoreductase activity. The transcript has 3 exons. Gene Ontology annotation, biological process: actomyosin structure organization; protein demethylation; oxidative demethylation.
AUGGCGGCUGUGAGGGGAGGAGGAGGAGGAGGAAGAAGAGUCGCCGGGACCUCCCCCGCCGCCGCUGGCGCCUCCUCAGCCGGGCCCGGAGCCUGCGGGUGCCAGGGACGCCGCUCCUGCCUGCUUUGCGAGGAGGCCGCCCCGCCCCCGCAGAAAAAAGAGAACUUUGUUUACUGCCCACUAACUGGCUUGGCUGUAGGAGAAAGGCCAUCGGGAUUUGCAGGCUGGGCCUUUCCAUUUCCAGGGGUUUUUUUGCUUGAUGACUUCAUAAGCCUAGAGGAGGAAAGCAAGAUAGUGGAGCUGACGGAUCAAAACGCUUGGAAGCCGUCGCAAUCUGGCCGAAGAAAGCAGGAUUAUGGUCCCAAAGUCAACUUCAAGAAGCAGAAGUUGAAAGUGACUGAUUUUUCCGGCUUGCCCCAGUUCAGCCAGGAGCUUGUGACACGCAUGAGAAACCAUCCCUCCCUGGCAGGCUUCCUUCCUGUGGAGCAGUGCAACUUGGAUUAUGACCCCGCGAGAGGAUCUGCCAUUGACCCUCACUUGGAUGACUGUUGGCUUUGGGGUGAGCGCCUAGUGAGUUUGAACUUGCUGUCAAGCACCGUGCUUUCCAUGUCUUGUGAUUCUGAGGACGGCAUCCAGUUAUUCCCUGCCUUCCCUAGCACAGAGGAGCAGAUGCAUGGCUCUGCAUCACUCUCUGUCUCUCAGAACCAUCAUCAACCAAUCAGUUUUGCUUCUGCAGAAGGACUCAGGAACACUAUCCAAUGGGAAGCGGACUGCUGUUCUUCCACAAAGGUGGUUCCAUCCAAAGACAUUACCGUUGGUGUUCACUUGCCUCGGAGAUCACUGGUGGUUCUAUAUGGACCCGCUCGCUACAUGUGGAACCACGCCAUUUAUCGAAACCAUAUCACAAGCCGCCGGAUCUGCAUCACCUUCAGAGAGCUGUCUGAGGAAUUCAGUCAUGGAGGAGAGCAGGAAGAACUGGGUAGAAAACUGCUGGAAAUUGCUCUAACGUUCCAGGGAACACCCGUGUAGGCAUGUGAGAGAAAGAAUUACGACCCUUAUUUGUUUGAUUAACUGGAAAUUAGAGUGUUAAACUUUAAUGAACUCAUACAUUAGCUGGCAUUUUUUCUUCACUUAAUGUACACAUUGAUCAAGUAAAACAUAUCCUGAUGAUUA